AUAGACAAAUGACAGCAGAGACAUCCGAAUAAUGUCAAAAACAUUCAAAAAAAUGUGUGUUUUGCUUAAAUUUUAGAGCGCAAAUGUCCUAAACCCACUGAAAUGUGCUACCAAGUAAACUAGCAGGCUUCUAAAAUGUACUCCUGGUUAAAAUUCAAACAGGCAUUCAGGAUAGUGUGUGUACCAAGGGUAUUUAGCAGAUGUCUAAGUUCAGCCGAAGUGUCCACUGCACUACGGCCUUUCUACUUCAAUGUGCACCCAGACCUCUUUGGAAAAUAUCCUGAACAAAGGAAAACAAAUGAGUACUCUCUUCAGCAGUUAAGUGCCUUCUUAGAGGCACAGCAAUCUAAACGAAGCAUUACCAUUCCCCCGCUCUCCUUCUAUGUCAGACAGAAAGAUAUGCCAGAAGGGAACUUCAGACUAGUCAAGAUAUCUUUAAAUAGCAAUGAUGUCCGGGACACUGUAGUCAAAGUUUUGAAUGCCUGUGACAUCUCAACUAGCUACAUAGACAAAAUACCCAGGAGUACACACAAAACUGAAUAUAGCAAAUCUGAUGUAAAAGCAGCAUACGAAAAAUACACUAACGAUUUUGGAACUAUUUUUAAUGAUAUAAAAAGAAAAGUUAAAGAAAAAAAGAGUGCUUCUAACCUUAUAGAAUGGAUCAUCGAAAAUAGUGCUGUAGCAAAAGAAAAAUACGAAUCAACAAAUGCUACGAGAAAGCAAGUCGAAUCCCUGAUAGAACGCUUGUGCAAAAAUUAUGGUAUAAAAGAAGUUCGUAAAUAUGAAGUGAAGUAUGACUCUGGUUGGAAUAUAAGCCACAUAAGAGGGGCACUACAAAGUCUUGUCUCUCUUUCUACUCAACAUUCUCACCAUAUGGAUAAUUUGAAAGACAGGACAAUAGCUCUGGGACAAUUCACCGGAGUGAGUUUGGACGGCGACGUAUUCCUUAGCAUCAUUGAUGUCCGCAAUGAGUGGCUUUCGCUCAUCAAAAAAGUCAGCCAGGAAGACGCAGCGUUGUCAAUGAUUCCAAUUUACGAAAAAACUUUGUCAAGCAUAUUACGCAAUAUUCAUGUUCGUCGAAGAAAAUUCAUGCCGAAAGUGUCUGCUACUCAAUAUUGCAAUCACCUCAGGCAAUUAAUCACAUCAAUCGGAGAUUUUUAUGGCAAGGGUAAAAAGUUUAGUGACUUGGUUCCGGAAUGUCUUGAAAAAUAUGAAAUCGUCGUAGAACCCGAAGCCGGUCCCCUAAUGGUGUCUCCAACGGGCCAAUUCAUAACUCCGUCAUCGUGCCCGGCCGACGAGCUGAUGGCAUUCAUUGCCAAUCAUCUCGACGAGGCUACUUUACUGCUCACGGAGUACAGCAUCAACAAGCACGUAGAAAGAGCACUAUAUGAUGAAGUGAAACAGAGGUUCGAACUUUUAGAUCUUCGUAAGGAUGACAGCAUUACGCCGGCGCUCAUGAUCUUGUGCUGUCAGAGAUUGCUCACUCGAAAAGCUCAUUUGAACACGCUACUUCGAGGGAAUAUUCUAUACAUUACGCACUAUUAUUCUGUACUAAAUGAAGGCACACUAUGCAUACCGUGGAAUUUUAAAUAAUAUUUAGUAGGUAUACAAACUAAAACAAUUAGAACAUGAAUUUUACAGUGAAC
Messenger RNA from Hyposmocoma kahamanoa, 1646 nucleotides. Its product is annotated as T-cell activation inhibitor, mitochondrial. NCBI's taxonomy places the organism in Eukaryota, Metazoa, Arthropoda, Insecta, Lepidoptera, Cosmopterigidae. Gene Ontology annotation, cellular component: mitochondrion. The transcript is spliced from 13 exons. The record is from RefSeq and is a predicted model, not a curated record. The coding region runs from base 136 to 1593 and encodes 485 amino acids.